Komagataella phaffii GS115 is the source of this 2040-nucleotide messenger RNA. Its product is annotated as Transketolase, similar to Tkl2p. Gene Ontology annotation, biological process: pentose-phosphate shunt. Gene Ontology annotation, cellular component: cytosol. Bases 1 to 2040 code for a protein of 679 amino acids. NCBI's taxonomy places the organism in Eukaryota, Fungi, Ascomycota, Pichiomycetes, Pichiales, Pichiaceae. Gene Ontology annotation, molecular function: transketolase activity. The transcript has a single exon. The record is from RefSeq and is a predicted model, not a curated record.
AUGUCUGAUCUCUUAGCUAUCAACACUAUCCGUCUAUUGGCUGUCGACACCGUGGCCAAGGCUAACUCCGGUCACCCAGGUGCUCCAAUGGGUCUGGCCCCAGCUGCUCACACUUUGUUCAAGCAAAUGCGUUUCAACCCAAGAAACCCAGCAUGGAUCAAUCGUGAUCGUUUCGUCUUGUCCAACGGACAUGCUUGUGCUUUGUUGUACACCAUGCUAUUUUUGUAUGGAUAUGACUACACCAUUGAUGACCUGAAGAGCUUCAGACAGCUCAACUCCAAGACUCCAGGUCAUCCUGAGGCUGAACUACCAGGUGUCGAAGUCACCACUGGUCCCCUGGGUCAAGGUAUUGCCAAUGCCGUUGGUUUGGCAAUUGCUCAAGCUCAGUUGGCUGCCACAUACAACAAGCCAAACUACGAAUUGUUCAGCAACUACACUUACGCUUUCCUAGGUGAUGGAUGUUUGCAGGAGGGUGUUGCUCAAGAAGCCAUUUCUCUUGCCGGCCAUCUCGGAGACGGUUUAAAGCUAAUUGCUUUCUGGGAUGACAAUCAAAUCUCCAUUGAUGGUGAUACCAACGUCUCUUUCACUGAAGACGUACCUGCUAAGUUUAGAGCCCAAGGUUGGGAAGUUCUGAGCGUCAAGGACGGCAACGAUGACCUCGAAGGUAUUGCUGCUGCUUUGGCCAAGGCAAAGACCACCAACAAGCCAACUUUGAUCAGAUUACCAACCAUCAUUGGUUACGGCUCUCUUCAACAAGGUACUCACGGUGUGCACGGUUCUCCACUGAAGCCUGAUGACAUCAAGCAAUUGAAGAAGAAGUUCGGAUUUGAUCCAGAACAAAACUUUGUUGUUCCUAGAGAAGUUACUGAAUCUUACGCCAAACAUGUUGCCGACAACCAGCAAGUUGAGGUCGAAUGGAACAAACUGUUAACAGCUUACACUAAGGAGUAUCCAGAAUUGGGUCAGGAGUUGCACAGAAGAUUGGAUGGCAAACUUCCAGAAAACUGGCAGAAGGCUUUGCCAACAUACACGGUUGAUGACAAGCCUGUUGCCUCAAGAAAGCUGUCCGAAAUAGUUUUGACCAGCAUCGAGAAGGAAUUGCCAGAAUUGGUUGGUGGUUCUGCCGAUUUGACUGGUUCUAACUUGACCAGAUGGCCAGACGCUGUUGACUUCCAGCCAAAAUCCACAGGAUUAGGUGACUUUUCUGGAAGAUACUUCAGAUUUGGUGUCAGAGAGCAUGGUAUGGGAGCCAUCAUUAACGGUAUCUCCGCUUAUGGUGCCAACUUCAAAGCUUACGGUGGUACUUUCCUGAACUUCGUGUCCUACGCCUCCGGAGCCGUUAGAUUGUCCGCUUUGUCUGGACACCCAAUUAUUUGGGUCGCUACACAUGACUCGAUUGGUCUGGGUGAGGAUGGUCCAACUCAUCAGCCUAUCGAGACUCUGGCCCACUUGAGAGCUCUUCCAAACCUCAUGGUGUGGAGACCAGCCGAUGGGAAUGAAACUUCUGCUGCCUACUUGAGGGCUAUUGAGUCUAAGCACACUCCUUCCAUCAUUGCUUUGACUAGACAGAACUUGCCUCAACUAGAACACUCUAGCAUCGAGAAGGCUGCCAAAGGUGGUUACACUGUCUACCCAGUCGAGAACCCUGAUAUCAUUCUGGUUGCCUCUGGAUCUGAAGUUUCUAUUGCUAUUGACGGUGCCAAGAAGUUAGGAACCGAAGGUGUCAAAGCUUCGGUUGUUUCCAUUCCAGACUUCUUCACUUUCGACUCUCAGGCUAGAUCUUACCAAUUAUCAGUCCUUCCAGACGGUGUUCCAAUAAUGUCUGUCGAGGUCAUGUCUACCUUCGGAUGGUCCAAGUACUCUCACGAGCAAUUUGGUAUCAACAGAUUUGGUAUUUCUGGACCAGGCCCUGAGAUUUACAAGUUCUUUGAGUUCACUGCUGAGGGGGUUGCUGACAGGGCUUCUAAAGUCGUCCAAUUCUACAAGGGAAAGGAACUUCUAUCGCCACUUAAUAAGGCUUUUGAGUCUGUUCAUGCGUAG